GCUUGACCUCGCCUACCUCACAGGGUUGUUGUGAGAAUAACAUGGAGAGAGGGGAGCCUGGAACAGAAUAAAGUAAGUGGGGUAACAGCGUUAAUCACGGAUAGAUGGGGAAACAUUAAUAAAGGUACUCCGAGGCUCCUUUCCCCACCCUAUUUUCAGGGACUCCUUCCCAAAAGUACUUUCUAUCCCUUCUCAUCCUCGCUGUGAGCCCCUAUGGGACACCAACCCCGCCUUUUCGGGGUAUCACCCAGAGGGGGGAAAAAACUUCCCACAUCUACGAGCCUACCAUUCAGCAACAUACACUCGGCGGCCCCCACCUCCCAACUGGGCACCCCCACGCUCCUGAAAAUGGUACGACCCUUCGCUCUCGGACAACGCGGCUCGUCAUUGAGAACGAAGGAUCAGCCGACGUAGGCGGGGGAAGAGGAGAAAGCUGGGCGUGGGCGCGCCAAGGGGCGAAAAUUUCCCCCCUGUUCCUCCUCGUCGUCGACGUCAGAUGCUAGGAACCAACCCACAUGGCUGCCUUUUCAAAGAGGGCUCUCAUUGGCUAGACUUCCUUGAUAGACUCUGGCCCGUGCCCACUCACCACGCGCGGCGGUUCCUCGUGGGACCAAUUACGGUACAGCGGAGCGCGGGUUAGGGGGUUCGGAGGGCGGGUGAGAAGCUUUUCCGUUGUCUCUGCCGCCAUUUUGUGCCGUGGGCUGCCGCCGCCGCUGCUGCUGCUGCUAAGGCAAGGUAACGAGGUGCAAUUCUGGGCGGUUGGCUGAAGUGUAAAGCGGGGUUGGGUGGGUUUUGUGGAUUUAAAUAAUACUGAUAAUAUAAUUGGUAAUAAUUGUUAUGUUAUUGACAUUAAUUCCUCCUCGCCUUAUUCUUCUGUUAUAUAUCGAUACUUUAAUAUCUAGCAUUUUUUAAUUAUAUGCCACCCGAUAACCAACUUCUCCAGGUGGCGUAUACGAAAACAGCGAAGUACGAUAACAUACAAUACUAGCAGUUAUUUUUUAGAAAGCAGUAUGUGGUCAAUAUGAACCCUUUCAGUUUUAUCCUAAUUGAUGUUGACACGUUGUUAGAUUAAAUACUGUAAUGUAAACUUAAUAAGAUCUUAAUAUUAUCCAUAACGUGCUAUAUAUUGUUAGCACGUUGUGUUUAUACUCUUAACAAUAAGCAUAUUCCAGUGUUAACGUUCAUUUCUAUCAAAUAAUGAAGAAAGUAUUACGUUACGUGCUCAUUGUUGUUGCUGUUGUGUUUCUUGCCUACCCCUUGCCAGACAGUCCCAGGGUGGAAUUGCAGCAUUUAAAAAACAUGAGACAGUAAAACAGCUCUAUCAUCCAUAACCCCGCCAAAAUAAUUCCACACAGCGCAUUACUCAAAAGACCAGGAUAUAGAGGUGUGUCUUCAGCAACGAAUGGAAGCUGUAAAGACAUGGUGUCUGUUGUGGAGAAGGAGUUAACUGUUCUUGGGGGCAUCCCUGAGAGGGCACUCUCGUGAGCUGUAAGAAGUUCUUCAGGUGGCUUACAAAAUAAUGGUUUUGUUAGCAUUAUUGUUGUUGCAGUUUAUUAUUAUCUUUGCAUCAGUGUCACUGUGUACACGUAAAUUUACAAAGUCUUAAAUGUAAAGAGAGAGGGCAGGGGGUCCGUGUCCCAAUAAGUUUAUUAUUAAAAUGUAUACCCUAUCUUUCAAUUAAAUUAACAAGGCGGGGUAUGGAUCUUUGCAAACAGUAAAUAGAUUUGGGGGCUGAAAUCACCCCCUUCUCAUUUUACUUAUGACACUUCAGCUAGUGUAGUGAAGUUGUGGGGGGGAGAGAAAAGCAAUUAAGUCAUUGUGUGACAAAAAUACUUUAUUUGCUUUCUACUACCCUGUUUAGCUUACCUCAUUUGAAAGUGAGAUACGUAAAGGUUCUUGCUAAACUGAAGUAUUGUGCUUUUGCACCAUCUUCUGAGUGAAAUCCAAUUUAAUUUCAAUGAGUUUUUGUGGCAGAGUACAAUGGAUAUGUGCUACUUUUAUUCUUGGGAUUAAAUGUUAUGUAUUACAUUCCUCUCAUGGUAAUAAAUGGGGUAGAGGGGGUCUGCUUCUGAUUGGGACUGUGACAGGAGCAAUGGGUUAAAGGCUGAGGCCCUGGUCUCCCUGUCAAAUGUUCUGAUGGAGGGGACACUAGGCCAAUUUGCUGCUGAGCAUCCUCUCUCAGUCCAUGGAGGUGAUGGGGCCCACAGGUUCUCAGGAGGACCUUUGAUCAGUGAAAUGGACUGGCUACUGGUUUGAACAUAAGUGGCACAAGUCUCUCAUGGAACAUGGCCAAGCAAAGGUAAGAGUGUAUGUUCACACCUACCAUGUGGUGGUGAUGGCUUAUUACUUUGCCACCAUGGCAUCCUCACAUAGCUGUUUAGCAGAGCUGUUCUACAUAGUUCAAGGUUUCCCACCCCUCAUGAGGGGGAACUAUGGUUAUCACUUGCUGUGAGAGAUUUGCAAGGCACUUUUAAUACAAAAUCAUUUGUAUUUGGUCUGACAUGGACUGCAUAUUUCUGCAGGUCAAGGGGAAGUCUCUGGCAGUGUCAAGGUUGGAUAAAUGGGAUCAAUUUCAGCUGUUGUGCCCCAAUGACCUGGUGAAGAUACUUGAAGGGGUUUGGCCUACCACCUGCAAUCUUAACCCUUUGCUCAUCCAGGCUUAUAAAAUCUAGUUGAAAGGGAUUGACUGGGUGAAUCCCAGCAGUGGUGAAUACUUCAUUUAGGGAGCAUUGUGCUGUGUUGGCUGCUUUGAAGGAGAGUGCAACCCCUCCUGAAGAAGCCUUCCUUAGACCGAGAAAUAUGAUACCCACUUUUGGGAGCAAGGCAAUUGAGAAGGUAAUAGCUGUUCAACUUCAGGUGUGCUUGGAAGAAGCAUCCUAUCAUGGCCUAUUUCAGUCAACUGCCUGGUUUGGGCACAGAGACAGCUUUGGUUGCCCUUACUGAUUAUUUGAAUUGGGAGAGGGAUGGGAGUGUGUAUGACUCUGUUGAUUGUCACUUAACAGCUUUUGAUAUACCGUAUUUUUCGCUCUAUAAGACGCACCAGACCACAAGAUGCACCUAGUUUUUGGAGGAGGGAAACAAGGAAAAAAAUAUUCUGAAUCUCAGAAGCCAGAACAGCAAGAGGGAUUGCUGCACAGUGAAACCCACAAUCCCUCUUGCUGUUCUGGCUUCUGUGAUAGUUGUGCAGCCUGCAUUCGCUCCAUAAGACGCACACACAUUUCCCCUUACUUUUUAGGAGGGAAAAAGUGAGUCUUAUAGAGCAAAAAAUACGGUACUUAGCUCUGGUGUCCUACUGGCCGCUUUCGUAAAUUGGGAAUUGGAGGCAGUGUUGUGCAAUGGUAGUUCAUCUACUCUGGGUACCAGAUUCAGGGAAUAGCUUUUUGAGAUUCCUGCUUGUCCCCAUAGUAAUUGCGCUGUUCAGCUUUGUAGGGGGUCCAUCCUGUCUGCCAUGCUGUUUAACAUCUAUGUGAAGCUGUUGGGUACCAUCAUAAGGGGAUGUGGGAUGAGUUGGCAUCAAUAUGCUGAUGAUGCCUUCUUGCAUUGGAAUCAGAAGGCUUUUGGGUGCGAACUGAUUUUCUGGAAGUGGUGGAGGGCGGGGGGCGGGCACUGAGCUGAAAGUAUGGAGAUUCUGUGGCUUUUUGGUCCUAUAUUCAGGAAGUGGGUUCACACCUUAUUCUGGAGAGGUUGCACUCCCAUUAAAAGAUCAUGUAUGUAGACUCUAGUAGCCACAUUGUCACAGAGUGUCUGUUACUAGCUACUUUUGGUGUACCAGCUAUGGCCUUUCUUUGACUGAGAUAGAGUGGCUACAGUAACUCAUGAUUUGGUAAUUUCCAAACCAACUACAGUACAGUGGUGCCCCGCAAGACAAAUGCCUCACAAGACGAAAAACUCGCUAGACGAAAGGGUUUUGCGUUUUUUGAGUCGUUCCGCAAGACAAAUUUCCCUAUGGGCUUGCUUCACAAGACAAAACGUCUUGCGAGUUCUUGCGAGUUUGUUUCCUUUUUCUUAAAGCCGCUAAGCCGUUAAUAGCCGCUAAGCCGCUAAUAGCCGUGCUUCGCAAGACGAAAAAACCGCAAGACAAAGAGACUCGCGGAACGGAUUAAUUUCGUCUUGCGAGGCACCACUGUACUGCAAUGCACUCUACAUGGGACUAUCAUGCCAUAGGGGUUUCAGUGAUGGUUGAAACCAUUUUUGUUUCCUUUGGGUAGUGGCAGAAGAAUAAAUGUAUUUUUAUCAUAUCAGAAAUGUGUGUGUUAGUUUUAGUUGUAUAAUUUUUUAAUUUUAUUUUUUAUUUCUGUUGAUGUGACCCAUACCCUACAAGGGUAUAAAUCUCAAUGAUAAAUAAAACUUCCCCUCAGCCCACACUACUGUCACAAUUCAGUUUCCACCCCAUACACCGACUAUUUCAUUAAAAACAACUAUGCAAUACUAAACCAAUGUCACAUCUAGUUUUGCCCUAAACUAAACUCGUGCUGCAUGCACACCAUACAUUUAAAGCAGUUGGGGUCUCCCAAAGAAUCCUGGGGACUAUAAUUUACCCCUCAUUGAACAAUUCCCUGUACCCCAACAAUCUACAGUUCCCAAGAUUCCUUAGGAGAGCUUGUGUGCUUUAAAAGCACAGUGCAUAUGCAGCCCAUAUUUAGGCUUCGGUCUUAUUGAACUCAAAAGCUUGUUUCUAUAGAGCCAUGCAAAGGACUGCAUUGUUAACUUACUAUCUAAAUUAGAAAAUGAGAGGACGGUGAGGUAAGCAGGUAGCAAAAGCAAUUAAAUGCAUGUACUUGCAUUUUUGUUUGUUUGUUUGUUUGUUUGUUUCAGAAGUUUAUAUGCCAUCUUUCCACUCCCUCAAUAGAGCGCUUGGUGGCUUGCAAUAUAUAUGAAAUAAGAGUCCUAACAAUACAUUUUUAAAAAAAACAUACCUUAAAAGAGCAUGAAAAGAGAUGCAGUGUCAAUCUUGGUUAUAAUUGCAGUAGUGAGAGUGGGGGGAUGUAAUCCAAAGGCCCUGAGGAGAGACUGGUUUUUUGAAAAGGAAUUUAUUUGAAGGUAGAGAGCUGUGCACUUCAAGAGGGUGUGGCACAAAUCCACAAAGCAGCACCAACAGAAGGAGCUCCAAUUCAAUAGCAGAUACUGAAUAAACCAACCCAGCCUUAAUCCCCAAAGGUUAGGAGAGAUGCUGCUUUGUGGAAGGUAAUUCCAGAGGGAUGUACCUCACAAAAGAUGUUCUGAUCUUCUGCUAUAGCAACAAUCUGUUGCCCAGAAAUUCUGUAGGGGAAGCUUUUAUUGCAUGAAGUGAAUGUAAAAUAGUCACUUUCUACAUUUUUCUAUGCCAAGCCGCUGUUAAAGGCACAGAUAAAGGGCCUGAAAAAAGAAAGUAGGAAUGACAUUGCUUAUGGUAGGUUGAUAGGUUUUGUUACAACCAAGCAGUAUACAGUAAUACCUUGGAAGUUGAACAGAAUCCGUUCCGGAAGUCCGUUCGACUUCCAAAAUGUUUGAAAACAAAAUUGCAGCUUCUGAUUGGCUGCAGGAAACUCCUGCAGCCAAUCAGAAGCCGCGGAAGCCCCAUCGGACAUUCGGAUUCCAAAAAACCGUUCGCAAACUGGAACAAUCACUUCCAGGUUUUGUGGCAUUUGGGAGCCAAAAUGUCUGAGUUAUGGGGCAUUUGGUAUCCAAGGUACGACUGUAUAAAUAAAUGUUGCAGCGUGUGGGCGGAAUGCAUCUUUGGAUUUGUAUGUAGAGGCCUGCUUUUACAGAGACUUUAAACAUGAUUAAGACGUUAUUGUGAGCUGCUUUGAAUAUCUGAAUGCUUAAGAGGUGAAUAUAAAUCUGUUGAAUAAGUGAAUCUUCUUAGAAAAUCAGUUUGUGGUAAAUAGGAUAGAUCACUUGCUUUGGAUAUAUAGGAAAUCCAGGUUUAGAUCCUUCAGUUAUUAUUACUCUAAAAGUUUAUAUUCUUCCUUCCAAAGGAGCUCAGGGAAGCAAGUACAUAAGCCUAAUAACAAUAUUUCUAAAAACAGGCAGUCCAUCUGCUGCAUGGAGAAAGAGGGGGGUUGUGCCUGCACACUGCUAUCCACACACAUAAGAGAAGAACUUCUGAAGAGGAGAGUCUGCCUGAAGUACCUGUGACUUAGAGCCCUGAUCACACCGGUUUGCAAACCAUGGGAAGGCUACUUAACUAGAGUCUGCUUCUCUGCACAGAUAUCCCCCCCCCCACCGUAUGGGGGUAGAGCCAUACCCCCAAGAUUAUGAUCUCUUGGAAGAUAGCACUUGAAGGGGGCUUGUGAAAUUCAUUAGAUGCUAUUGAUCUUGAUGUGAGGAAUUGUUCUUUGACUAGUGAAUCCCGGUUUGGUUUUCUUUCUUUGUGUAAGUGUCUUAAUACUGUUUGUCUUCCUUCAUUGAAAUGCAGCCUCUUUCUUGUCCCCCACGCUCAGCAUUAGCCACCAUGGUGAAACUUUUUAUUGGCAAUCUUCCUCGGGAGGCCACGGAGCAGGAGAUCCGCUCCCUUUUUGAGCAGUACGGACGGGUUCUGGAAUGCGACAUCAUCAAGAACUACGGCUUUGUGCACAUUGAGGACAAGACGGCAGCCGAGGAUGCCAUCCGCAACCUGCACCAUUACAAGCUGCACGGGGUGUGCAUCAACGUGGAGGCCAGUAAGAACAAGAGCAAGGCUUCCACCAAACUGCACGUAGGCAACAUCAGCCCCGGCUGCACCAACCUGGAGCUGCGAACCAAGUUUGAGGAGUAUGGGCCGGUGCUUGAAUGCGACAUUGUUAAGGAUUACGCGUUUGUGCACAUGGAGAGAGCAGAGGAUGCCGUGGAGGCCAUCAGGGGCCUUGACAACACAGAAUUCCAAGGUGGGAAAGGGGGAGCCAGGUGGGCUAGGAACAGGAAGGAAAAAGACCCAUGUACGGGUUCGCCUCUCCCACGGGGGCUGACAAGAGUUCCAAACUACUCCAGCCAUGUUCAGCAGCUAGGAGGGCUGUCCGCUGGCUAGAUUUUAAUAUUUGAUUAGUCUGGCUUCUAACCAAUGAUUUUCUUAAAUAGAUUCAAUUUAAAUACAUGUACAUUCUUGGCAAAAGGCCUUGUUUGAGGAUUUGAAAGUGGGUACUUUAUUUUCUGUGUGAGAAAUUUAAUGAACCAAAGCUCACUGCUUUCUGAAAAGGAAGGCCUCCUCAAUACGUUUGCAUCCAAAUUUGUAGAGCCAGAACAAUUUCAAAUACAUGUUUUCAACCAGUAAAUUUAAUGAAAUCCCAGAAAGAUGCCUUAAAAAUUGAUUUUAGCUGAACAGCCAGCGUAUUAGAAGAAAAACUUUCAAUGUAUCCUCCCACCCCAAAAGAAGUUUUCUAACUUUAAAUUUAAAUUUAAAAAUGACUUUAGAUUUCUCUUACAUCCAGUUCAGAACAGCAGUGAAAAAGCCCCCAGGUCUUUCAGAGUUCCCAGGUCUCUGCUUCUUUUUAGCCCUACUAGUUAUGUGGUGUUUGUGGAUGUUCAGUGUGCAUUUAAAGUUUUAGUUGGUUAUUGAUUGAAUUGCUAUAAGCAUGCAGCACUGAUGACUGAAGAUUGGCUCAAAUCCAUGUGAUAUGGAUCCCACCCACCACCUAAUCAGCCUACCCUUCCUCCUCACCCAGCUUCCUUACCUACCUGUCACUUUCCUUUCAGCAAGUACAUCCUUUUUAAAAACAAGAACUGCCUCUCUUCUUCCCGCUUCCUGCCUCUAUAGCCAUCAAUCACUUAAGCCCAUGCUUCCCAGCCCACUGCCUGCUCUGUUCGCAUUCCUUCAGCCAGUUUACUUUUGCACUUCCUGUGUUUUCUACUUCUAGGCCUUCUUAACUGAUUCCCCCCCCACACAUGCCCUUUCCCUUUAUUGCUGACAGCACAUGGCUUCUCUUUCCCAAGGCCUGCACGACCUUUUACUUCUCUCUUAGAAGCUGCAGUAUUUAUCAACAUUCUGUUGCUAACAGCUUCCUGCCGAGCAGUUAGAAUGUCAUUGUUAGAUCCAAGACAACAUAGCAAAUCUGAUGGCUAGGGGCAGGCAACAAAGACUGAUUUUUUUAGCUUGUUCUAGUAAUCUACUAUUUCUAUUCUAGUAAUUUAUUUCUUUUCUUUUCUUUUUACUUCCACUUUUUGGGGGUUUGGAGAGGGAUAUAUACGUAAUUUUGAGAAUGUUGAACAUCUGAGUUGUACUUUAGUUGGUUACUAAAACUCUUCAGUACAGUGUUUGCAAAAAUGUGUUAACAAAACAAAUUUCUCCAAUCUGGAGCUUUUUUUGGGUGGGGGAAGAAAUCAAAAAUAACCAUCCACGUCAAUUUUUGCUGAGGUUGAUAGCUUCCAGGUGAGAAUUGCAUAAUAAUAUAUUAAAGCACUCUUUCUUCCAACAAAACAACAACAACAACACAACCACCACCACCACCACCAAAAUGUACAAUUAAAAUGCACAGGUUUUUUUCAUUUUCCUUUUAGCUUGUCUGGAAAGUGGUUAGAAUCUAGUUAUAUUAUGCUGAUAGGUAACUCUGUAUAUAAAGUUAGAUGUCUCUAGGGAGUGGUCAAGGCAAGGAAUUGGUAGGGUUGUAAGUCAUGUGAGCAAAGGCCUGGUUCAUUUGAAAUUGUUUGGCUGAGCUGUGUUCAUGGUGGGGUGGGGAGAAGCCUGUAUAGAGUUAAGACAGGGAUAAACAUGUGCUGAAAUAAGCCAUAAUAUUUAUUACCUAUUAAGCACCCAUAAAGAUAAGGCAAGCCUCCACCUUUGCAGUCUCUCUGUUGCUUCAGCAUCUUAGGAGUUGCAGAUCAAUGCCCAUUAUGUGUUUGCUUGUUUCAUCUCCCAAUCUGGCAGUAUUAAGCCACACUUUGAGGUGAGAAAUUCCUACUUGCAGUCCUUUUGGCUCCAAAGAGUAUCCAUAAGGAAGUUGUAUAUAGUCUUGGAUUCGGUGUUGAAGACUUUAUACAAUUAAAUUCAGCCACUGUAGCUAACUUGGCAGCGAAGUGUGUUUCUCUGUGCCAGGGUUCUUCACUCAUACUCACUGAAGACUGCCAGGCUAGUAACAGUGAUUGUUGACGAAUUCCAGGAGAUAACUAAGUAGCAGCAAAAAAGGUACAAAUUGCCUGAACCAGAAGGGGUUUUUGCAAACACAGCUGAUCAUGCAAAGAUGAGAGAAGCUUUGCUGAAGUUCCUUCUUCAGUAGUGUUACUCAGUUAAAAGUGGGGUCUGGUGAGCAGUGCCUGCCCUGUUCAUGCAGCUUUUAAGGCACAGGAUCCCAUCUGCUUCUUAUUUGGAGUUGUGGGUUGACAUGCAGUGGAGCAUAAACCCCAAAAGGUGAGAUCAAGAACACAGAAGCUGUUUCCCAGUAACCAAGCUGUGCAACCUGAUCCAUUGGACAAAAGUGGGCAAGAAGGAUAACUUUGGAAGCUGAGCCACAUGUACUCCCAGGCAGAGUUAGAAACUAAGAUAUAUAAGCUAAUCACCAAAUGGCACCUUAAACCUAGGUAACGGUCGCCACAACAGAAUGUCUAGGUGCCAUUUCCCCACCCCCAGUGGAAUUUUUAUUGGUUACUCGUUUCAUUUCUACAGCAGUUUAUAUUUUUUUUAAAAAAAAAAAAUUCAAAGCAGUUUACAACACAUUACAACAUCAGAUAAAACAAUCCAGAAUAGAACAAUUUCAGGCUUCAAGGAAAAUAUUUCAGAUCCUUUUCUGAGUGACAUUUUGCUUUUCCCAUAUUUAUUUACCUACUUAAUUUAUAUAGCUGCCCCACUCUAGGAAGUCAGUGUGGUGUACUGGUUAGAGUGUCGGACUAGGGCCUGGGAGAUCAGGGUUCAAACCCCCACUUAGUUGUGAAGCUCACUGGGUAACCUUGGGCCUGUCACAGCCUCUUAGCCUACCUCACAGGGUUGUUGUAGGGAUUAACUGAGGAUGGGGGUGAACCAUGUGCACCUUGGAGGAAAAGGUGGGAUACAAAUGCAACAAAUAAGCUCUUCUGCUUACCUGCUUAAGAUAGCUGGAGGGGCCAGCCAGAUGGAGAGGUCAGUUGCCAACCUGGCAUCCAGAAAUCUCCACGUGGUCGCAGUUGGACCCACACCAGUUGCAAAGGGCACCUGGGAAAUUUCAAACACUACUCUCAGGAUGACCUGGCCUCUUUCCAUCAGGAGGUAGGUUUUAUCCAGGGGUUGUUGUCUAGGAGCAAAAGCAGCUGCUGAACUGUGCAUGAAAACCCCAGGCGCAAAAAGGUUCCCUUCCUCUCCACUAUCUUAACAAGAUUGGGGGGGGGGUAUUGAGAUUCCCCUGUUUCCGGGGGGGGGGGGUGUUGGAAUAAAGGAGAGCUGAAAAGGAGCAGUGGUCUUGGGACAAGCUUGUAGGGGGCUUCAUACGUAAGAAUUGCCCUUACUGUGUCAGACCAACACCCUGUUUCCUGUAGUGACCAUCCAGAUGCCUGAGCCCUUUCCCACUUAUGCUUCCUCGUGACUGGUAUUCAGACUGCCACUACAGGUAUCAGAUAGCCAUUGUUAGUAGCCUUUUGGAUGCAUGUGGCAGAAAUCAGCUGGGUUGAACAUUAAACCUUUUCACUGCUGAAAUAUGAGGGCACGGACUGUAAACGGUUGCCCUCAAUUAAAAGGUGGACUAGGCUAGUUUAGUGAGCAACACCUGCCCUGCAUUGCUGGGUGGAUGCUAUCAGCCACUGUGCAUGGUAAGACCACAAGGCUGAAGGAUUCCUGUAUUGCGGGGGAUUGAACUAGGUUGCCCUCGUGGCCCCUUCCAGUUCUAUGAGUCUAAGGCAGGUGGCAGCAGAAAGAAAAAGACUUGGCUGGCCUUGUAAGAACUAAGCCGUGCUAUGUUUGGCUGUGUGCCAAGUGUAAAUCUUUCAUUUGUGGUGCAUGUCUGGUUCUGGUCUGGCUUGAGGAAAUGGGUGGUCUUCGUUUAUGACUUCCGUAAGGGGUCACUGUCCUCGUCCCUGAUGCCCUGCAACCUCUCUGGCUUCCAUUUAGUUGCUGUGCUAGCGGUUUCUCUGGGCAUGAAAAGGUCUGUCUGUCUGUGAUAGGCCAGGAAUAGAGACAGGGCCAUAGUCAGGGAUCUCAAUUAACUGCAUGUCUUGAAAGCUCAGGAAGCCUUAUCCUGCAAGAUCCCUCUGAGCAGAAUGAAUAGAUUACAUUUGAUUCAUUACAUGCAAGUUUUAUUGGUGUCAGGGUCAGGGAAGUGCUGUUGCCUUUGGAAAAUGGAGGGGCAAGGAAUUGUGGAUCAAGAAUGUAAGGUUUAAUUCAGUGUGAAACCAGAGUUGGAACUUUCUUCAUAUCCUUUUAGAACCUUUAGCAUACAUUGCUAUGCCCCUAUAAGCAUUUCAUCCCCUCAUAAGGGUCACAAAUGUUAUUUUAAAACAAAAUAACAGCAACAGUUUUUUCUGGAGUGUUCAGGACCACAUAAUGGGAUAUUGUAUGUUUCCUGAUGCAGCCAUACAGUAAGCUAGCUAAGUAAGCUAGCAAAGUUUUUGAACCUAAGCCUCCUGGGUCUGCUGGCUCAUUCGGGCUUUACCAUAACAUUCUGCAGGCCUGCCAAAAUAUUUUUGAGUUAACUGCAGCCAGAACCAUGUUUGGGGAUUGAAUGAAAUAGUUCACAUUCCUAAGCAGGCUGGAACAACUCUGCUGCUGCUGUAUGCUCUGCUCCUCAGGUAAAUUGGUGGGCUAUUCCAAGUCAGAAGGUGCAGGAUUCCACUUUCCCUGCCGCCAGGGACAACUGGUCCCAGAAACACUUUUUAUUUUGCCUCUUGUACUGUUAGCUGUGCAGGCUGGGCCAGCUGGUUGUCGUGACAUAAACAAGCAAACAAACCUGACCUUCUGUGCUUUUGCUUUGAACUGUUUUUAACAAAUCUUUAUAGCUGCCCUUCUUGCGUCUGUUUCUUCAAGGCAAACGAAUGCGCGUGCAGUUGUCCACCAGCCGUCUCAGGACCGCACCCGGGAUGGGAGACAAGAGUGGCUGCUACCGGUGUGGGAAGGAGGGUCACUGGUCUAAAGAGUGCCCGGUAGAUCGCACGGGGCAAGUGCCCGAGUUGACCGAAACUUAUAGCGAGCAAUACGGAAUGGUGCGCACCCCCUACCCUACGGGCUAUGGGGACCCCGUGUAUUAUGAUGACCCUUACGGAAUGGUGGACUACUAUAAACGGUAUCGCGCGAGGUCCGCCGCGGCGUAUGGGGCUUCUGCAUACGACGCUUAUGCGGAGCAGACCAUGGCCCAGUAUUCCCAGUACGCCCAGUACUCACAAGCCACGGCCAUGGCCAAUCGCCUCUCCACUGCCUUAGAGCCCUACGAGAGGGCCUUGCUGCCUGCCUCGGGAACUGCAGCAGCAGUAGCUGCUGCGGCGGCGGCCGCGACUUCCUCAUUUUACACCCGGGAUAGAAGCCCCCUGCGUCGCUCGGCAGCUGCGGCUUCCACCGUCGGAGACGUGUACGGAUACGAGCGUGUUCAGCUUUCUCCCGUUCCGCGAUCAUCCCUCUACGAUGUCCAGCGGUUCGGGCGGGAUGCAGGCGCGGACAGGUUGCGAUACUCCGCGUAUUGAGUCUGGAGGUGAGAGCGUUUUUUUCCUGAGUCGCUUGGAGGAGGGGGAUGGCACAUUAGCAUGGCUGGUGAGACUUGGGAAAAUGGUCUGCUGUGUCUUGAGGGAUACCUUCUGGUAUCUGCUGUGCUCUGGAUUGCAAAGCUGCUGGCAGCAGCAUAGGCCUAGCACUUAGGAUAUCUGAGGCAACCUGGAGCAAGCGAUGCAGCUGGGUGUGGGAGGUGUAGUUUGGACCACUGUCACCAGCCCAGCAAUAGAGGGAGGAGAAGCGAGCUGUCCUUGAGGGUUUUGCUACAUAGCUGGACUGUGAGUAUUCUCCUGUGGGAAGAAUAGGCUCCACUCUCCUGCUCUUAAAAUCUGGCCCAGUCUGUCAAUUUCUUGCUCUCCAGCCCAAGUGCUUCGGUUGUUUUCCCCGCUGUUGCCAUUGACCUUGCACCUUUGCCAUCUGCUCACAAGGCUGCCAGCAUCCCCCUUGCAUAUGUAGCUUGGUAUGCACUAUAGAGGCUGGGGCUGAGGUGUAGCAGUCACUCUGGCUUGCAGUGGCCUUUGGACAACGCUGCUCUGAAAUAACCAGCAAGUCUUUAAGCAUCCAGAAAAUUCCCCAGCUUCAUCUCUGAGCUGUGUGCUGGGAGGGUCAUUCGCAGAGGGCCUGUGAAUUUUCAAAGAUGACAGCUUGUCAAAGGUGCAGUUUCAACAUCUCCUUACACAAGAUUAGCCAUGCUGAAUCAGACCAAGAUCUGCCUAGACCAGCCUUCUCCUUACAGUAGUGGCUAAUUAGGUACGUCCCAAGCUGGGCAUAAAGUUGAGCUUCCCUUGUCUACUCCAGCAUUCAUUCAGAGUUGUCCUGCUCAAUUCAUGGAGGUGGCCAUUGAGAAGAUAUCCUCCUUUAUGAAUUUGUCUGAUUCUUUUUAAAAGCCACAAUUCAGUAGCCAUCACCCCAUCUUCUGAUAGUAAAUUUCUUCAGUUAAUCAUGCAUUAUAUGAGGGAAUACUCUGAUUUUCUCUAUCCUAAACCCAUUGGCAGGUAUACCUGAGUCCUAGCAGUAUGAGAGAGGGUGAAUAAUUUUCUUUCCACUUUUUCCCCAUGUGGUUCAUUAUUUUAUAAACCUCUCUCCAUCCAUCCCAUUUGUCUUCUUUCUAAAACAAAAACUAAAAGCCUUAUAUUAUAAUGAAAGCACUCCACACCCUUGAUAUCUUAAUUGCUUCCUUCCUGUAUUUCUUCCAGCUGUGUGAUGCCCUUUGAGAGAUAGGACAAUAUGCAGCAUUAUAAAACGUUACCAUACCACAGAUGCAUAUUAUUACACUUGUAAUUCUGUUUGCAAUCUCACCCUAAUAAUUCCCCAUAUUGAAGGAUUUUUCUUCCUCCCCUUUUUCUAACUGCAACAUUUUUAUUGAGCACACACGCACACACACACACAAAUACACAACAGCUCCCUAUUCGGGUAGUCAGCAUGCAUUCAUCUGGAGGUUAGGUUGAAUUGUGUGCAGUUGACAGGGGAACGAGGAGUCCCAUAGGUGUGUUUUACUUGCAACCAACUGCAAUAAUAGCAAAUGCCACCAUUUGCUGUUUGUAGGGUAUCUAUGUCCCCAGUGCACAGUAGGAUAGCCUGAGGCUCCUCGGCAGUGUCAGAAUAGAUGGGCAAUUCACAUGCAAGCCAGGGUUUAACUACAGUUGACAUAGGCUGUAUCACUGGUAGAACUUGUGCUUUGAAUGCAGAAGGUCCCAGGCACAGUCUCCCCCCAAAGGAUUAAGUAGCAGGUGUUGGAGAAACCCAUUUUCUCAGUGAAGCUCUGGAAAGCUGCUGCCAGUUGGAGUAGACAACAUAAAACUAGAUGGAGAAGUAAUCUGAAUUGGAGUAAGGCAGCUUGCUCAGUGAAGAGACCACAGCUCACUGGUAGAGCUCUGCAUUCAGUAGGUCUCAGGUUCAGUACCUUUCAUCUCGUGUUAAAAGGAUCCCUGGUUGUGGAAAAAGGACCUCUGCCUGGGAGCUUGGGAGGCAGUAUCAGUCACUGGUCUGAGCUGAGAGGAGGCACUCUUAGUCCUGCUUCAGUGUGGAUUGCAAAUGCCAACAAAUGAAGCAUUGCCCCAAAAGUGGUUGCCCCAAUGUGCAUUUUAACUAGUUGCUUACAUUUCAGGAAAUCUGUAACUAAAAUGAGCACACUGAGAAUUUCCUAUAAAUAGGGAGGUUCUUUUGCUUUUCAAAAUAAAUAUUCACAUUAAUUGGGGUUGCGGGGACCAAUGUUCCCUUAAACUGCUCAUCCUGUAUUAUGGCUCCCAGCCAAAGUAAACCGCUGAGGAAUAUGCUGAUAAUUAUCUUUCCAGAGCUAUUUGUGACAUAGUUACAAUUCUGAGUUCUCUUUCUCUUUCUAUCCCUGAUGCCUGUUCCUUCCACCAGCCUCACAUACAGCUUUCUUGACAUUCAGAAGUUUGGGUAGGUACUCACGCACCAUCCUUAGAAGUGAAGAUCUUUGUGUUGGAAUCCUGUGCGACGUGGUCCUGGGUUCCCUCUAGGCACUCUAGGCAGAGAUCCACCUUUGAGCCUUCAAAUGAAUUGUGUCUUUUAUUUUUCAGGUAGGCUAUUUGAGGGCUGGACGUCGGGUUCCUGUGGUACAUCCGCGACAAAACUGUGCCAGGCUUCACGAUGUGUCAAUUUGUGUUUAGCAUGGUCUCACUAAUGGACAUCUUGUGUCUCUUCAAAGUUUAGUGACAACUAACUUCCCUUAAAAAACAAAAACAAAAAUAGAACACAUUUCCCAAGGAUUUUUUGCGGGGAUGGGGGAGGGAGGUGUUGUGGGGAGUUCAGCAGUAACUGACAUUGCACCCCCCUGCCUAGACCUGGAUUUUAAGUUUAGGGUGGUCCUGGGUGGAACAGGAGGCAAGCUCUUCUCCUUCUGGAGCCUACUUUAAGCCACAGCCUUCCCUCCCAGCUCAGUUUCUGUCUCCCUAUAUGUGGCUUAAUUUUGGAGGCGAAUAAUCAGUACUCCCCCCUUUUUUUCUUGUUUGUUUUGUCAUAUUUGGUAUUUUCCUGAGUUUAUUCCCUCCUGUGGAGUCCUUCUUAUACUGAUAAUUAACCUGUGACUUUUGUUCUCUGAAGUUUGACAAAACUUUUUCUCCAGUAAAAUAAAACAUUUGUAACAG
Molecule: messenger RNA, 15660 nt
Organism: Podarcis lilfordi (Lilford's wall lizard)
Lineage: Eukaryota; Metazoa; Chordata; Lepidosauria; Squamata; Lacertidae
Source: the annotation of a GenBank genome assembly